CUCUCAGUCCAGCCCACUGCUCCGCUCUGAAACCUGAGCUAGGUGUUGAGAUUACAGCUGGUGUAGAUCAUUACUGGAUCAGUUGCUCAAAUUGUUCACACCAAUCCUGCGCUUUGCAAACGCAGAGCACAUGUACUUAGACGCAUGUAAUUUGACCUCAUUUUGUCCAACCCCCUUCACUGAGGCGCUUCCGUCAAGAUGGUUGUAGGUGCUUUUCCCAUUGCAAAGCUGCUCUAUUUGGGCGUUCGUCAAUUAAGCAAACCAAUAGCUAACAGAAUGAAAGCAGGAGCACGGAGAAGCGAAUUCUUCAAAAAUUACAUAUGCCUUCCCCCGGCACAAGUGUACCACUGGGUUGAAAUGCGAGCGAAGAUGAGGAUCAUGGGAUUUCGCGGUUCUACCAUCAAGCCACUUAACGAGGAGGCAGCUGCGGAACUUGGGGCAGAGCUGCUAGGAGAGGCCAUCAUCUUCCUGGUUGGCGGGGGCUGCAUGGUUCUUGAGUACAGUCGGCAGUCUGCAAAUGCCAGGCGUAAGGAAGAGGAGCUAACAGAGACCAUCAGCAGUCUUCAGACACAACUCGGGGAGCUCACUCUGGCCACAGAGACUCUAGAUGCUCAGAUCCGAGAGAUAAAUAGAUUGCUACUGUCUUUUCCAUCUGCCCCAUCAACAAAUAACACUAAAUAUUGAUGUGUGGCUCUGAAUGGGACUGAGGGACUAAGUCUGUAAAUGUACCACAAUACAGACUAGCAGUGCCAUGCAAAUAUGAACACACAAGCUAGUGGAACUUCAACCACACACACACACACACACGCACUGUGUUUUGGUCCUAUUUAAGAAUACAAUAGUAUUUGUGUUUCACACUGUGAGUGGUACAUGCCAAAAACCCUCGUGUGAGUGUAUAUGUGAAGAGCAAGCCGUGUCUCUUGGUCAUGCUGGACAUCAGAACCCUGUCUAAAUAGGUUUCUCCAUAUUACUUCAGUUUGCAGUUGACAUGGAAAUGUUUCAGAUUGAAAACAAGAUGUUUAAUUCAAAGCUUUGACAUUUUAAUAGGGAGAAGCCUUAUAUAAAGCUUUCAUAGAUUUCUGAACUAACUGGUUUAACCAAAGGUACUUGAGAUUCAUCUUAAGACUACAUUUAAUGGAACAAAUUAGCUUUCCAGCCUGUGCCUGGAGUUUCUUUCUGAAGGAAUGUUAGCUUUUUGAACAAGAACAAAAAUAAGUUCCCUUAAACUUCCAACUUCCAAAACAAAUAAGUUCCCAAAACCUCCAGAUGCUGUUUUAGAUCCAUGGUGAUGUUUUGCAUUGUGAAUGUAAAAAAUAGGUCUCUGCAUGGUGAGGAGUGUGACUAGAUGUACAGCAGUUCUGUAGAUAUGUUAAUAAGGUUAUGCUUGAUCAAACCUGUUUCAGGUUACAAAGAGCUUGAUAAUUAGCUAACAACUCAGAUUUGUUAGAGCAGUGGGACCUUAGGACAAGAGCUGGCUCCAUUGAUCAUAAUGAUGGUAAAUUACAUAAAAUAAACAGCUCGAUAUUACAUAAAUAAAAAGAUUUUAAACACUUCCAGGAUGUCCUGUGCAUAGUGAUGUAUAUUAUUAUUGUAAAAUAAAAUAUUCUACAUAAA
This is a messenger RNA of Electrophorus electricus (electric eel), 1614 nucleotides long. It is a transcript of the gene opa3, whose product is annotated as outer mitochondrial membrane lipid metabolism regulator OPA3. Gene Ontology annotation, biological process: regulation of lipid metabolic process. The record is from RefSeq and is a predicted model, not a curated record. NCBI's taxonomy places the organism in Eukaryota, Metazoa, Chordata, Actinopteri, Gymnotiformes, Gymnotidae. Gene Ontology annotation, cellular component: mitochondrion.